Molecule: messenger RNA, 1467 nt
Organism: Naegleria lovaniensis
Lineage: Eukaryota; Heterolobosea; Eutetramitea; Acrasida; Naegleriidae
Exons: 1
Coding region: 1-1467 (488 amino acids)
Source: RefSeq, a predicted model, not a curated record
AUGUUCUCUCUGUUAAUGGCUGCCUUGUUCGGAUCCAACUAUUCGCGACAAGUGGAAAGCAACAAUGCUCAAUAUUUCGGAUACGAACAACAAUCAUCUCAUUCCCGUCAUCAGAAUCCUCCACAGCCUCAACCACAGCCACAGCCACAACAAUAUCAUUAUGUUUCUUCUCAGCCACAACCACAAAUCCCGCACAGACCUUCCAUUGUCGUUGCUGCCAAUAAUUAUCACCAAAAUCAUCAUCAGGUGCCAACCACAAUGAAUCCAACUGUAUCUUCCAACACAACGUUGAGUCAUCAUGAUGAUCCUCUACUCAUUCAAAAACAACAUGCGCGAUCACAACAACCUGUACAUUCCAAUAAUAAUAAUAACGGAUUGCAACAAGACACCAUCAUGAUGAUGAUGAAUGAUCCUUCUGCUCCUCCACCUUCUCUUUCAAUGACCUCUCCCAUUAGUAAUAAUGAAAUAGUUCAGCAAGAACAACAACACCAAAUGAUAGCGUCCAAUGAAGAGAGAGAUUCAUAUUCUUCCCAACCACCAUCAAGCUCCGAUGAGCCUCAUCAUCAUGGACAACAUCCGAGCUUGAUCCAUGCUCAACCACUUGCCACUGAUGUACAUGAUUCAUCGGUACAACAGCAUCAACAUUCCUAUCAUGUUGGUCAAAUCAUGAAUCAUCACCAUGCUCAACAAUUUCAGCAACAACAACAACAACCACCCUCUCAACCUCAACAACCACUUCCGACAUUUAAUCCUCAAUCGGCGUCAUCCACCUCCUCUCAAAAUCCUUUCGUUCCACAACACCAUGCAAGACCUUCAUGGAAUUCAGCUUUUGGAAAUUCACCUUUUGGUGUCAAUUAUUCGUAUCAACAAUCGGAACGGAAUGGCAUUCGAGUCAAUUCAAGAGUGCCCACUUUUGGUAAAUUAUGGCAACAUUCCCAUGAGUAUGCCACGAAUUAUUUGUGUUUUAAACUGGAUGUCCAUCCACAUUCUAACAUGUUCGGAAUGAAUCUCAUUGUGAUGGUAGAAGGAAAGCAAGAUCAUAGACCUCCUCCCAAUCAUACCAAUUAUAUUGUAUUUAAUAAUCAACAAUUGAGAAUUGAGAAGAGAUCUUACCCAAAUGAUUGCUCACCUUCAUCUCCCUCCUCACGAUACCUUUUAAUGGAACAUUGUAUCAUUCCGUAUGAUUUGAUUCAAUCGUUUGAAGUAGAUGUCAAUGGCGCACGUAUUAAUGGACAAUCAAGCUCGACUGUGGUUUGUGUCUUGUCGAAUGGUACUCGUAUGCCAUUAAAUAAGGAAGAAUUUGAAACAGUGAACAUGUCUACGGAGAAGGCACACUUGUUGAUUCAGGCUUUAAAGUAUUGCUAUGAAGUAGUUGUGCAACAACAACAGCAACAACCACAGCAACAACAACAACCACAAGAACAACCGAAUGGGCACACCAUGACCAAUUCGAAUCCGCAAUUGUGA